Mangifera indica (mango) is the source of this 5284-nucleotide messenger RNA. RefSeq names its product DNA repair protein UVH3. The transcript is spliced from 18 exons. Gene Ontology annotation, molecular function: DNA endonuclease activity; single-stranded DNA binding. Bases 123 to 4868 code for a protein of 1581 amino acids. The record is from RefSeq and is a predicted model, not a curated record. NCBI's taxonomy places the organism in Eukaryota, Viridiplantae, Streptophyta, Magnoliopsida, Sapindales, Anacardiaceae. Gene Ontology annotation, cellular component: nucleus. Gene Ontology annotation, biological process: nucleotide-excision repair.
UUGGGUGGCAAAAAGUCUUUUCCCUAAUAUAUAAUCUUCUUGGCGCCAACCACUUAUUAGAUCAAAGGAAGACAGCGUAAUUUGGAUUUUACCGAUAUUCUUCAACAAGCUACCGAACCGGAAUGGGAGUUCACGGUCUUUGGGACCUACUCGCCCCCGUUGGCCGGCGCGUGUCAGUUGAAACUAUUGCCGGAAAAAAACUGGCUAUCGACGCCAGCAUAUGGAUGAUCCAGUUCAUGAAGGCUAUGAGAGACGAGAAGGGAGAGAUGGUGCGGAACGCACAUUUGAUCGGGUUCUUUCGCCGAAUUUGUAAAUUAUUGUAUCUAAAGACAAAACCAGUUUUUGUCUUUGAUGGAGGAACACCGGCGCUCAAGCGCCGCACAGUCAUUGCUCGCCGAAGGCAACGUGAAAACGCCCAGGCUAAAAUCCGUAAAACCGCUGAGAAAUUGCUGAUUAAUCAUCUCAAGACAAUGAGGCUGAAAGAAUUGGCAAAAGAUCUUGACGAUGAGAGAAAGAAGCAGAGUAAUGCUUCUAAGGGCAAGAAGAUUUUGUCAGACCAAGUAGCGUUCACACGUAGUCUGGGAAAAAAAGAAGCGGUUUUGGCAUCUGGCAACAAGGGAAAUCAAGAUGAAAUGUUGGCAGCAUCAGUUGCAGCAGAGAAGGAUGGGAGUUUCAGUGAAAAUCUCUUGCAGGAGAAUGGUGAUGAAGAUGAAGAGAUGAUGAUGCCAACAAUGGAUGGGAAUAUUGAUCCAACUGUUAUGGCAACUUUGCUGCCAUCAAUGCAGCGCCGUCUUCUUGUUCAGAAGCAGGAGAAUGAUAUUAAGGGCAAGAAGAUUUUAUCUGAUGACAUAGAUCAAACAGAUUUGAUAGGGAGUAAAGAGGAAACAAAUCAUGUGGCAUCAAAGUGUUAUGAUCAUGAAAAGCUUGAUGAGAUGUUGGCAGCAUCUAUUGCGGCAGAGGAAAAUGGAAGUUCAACAAACAAUACUUCUAUACCUACUGGUUUAUUUCCUUUUGAGGAAGAUGAUGGUGAUGAAGAGGAAGAGAUGAUAUUGCCAGAUAUGCAUGGGAGUGUUGAUCCAGCUGUUUUAGCUGCUCUUCCUCCAUCAAUGCAACUGGAUCUUCUUGUGCAGAUGAGAGAGCGGUUGAUGGCAGAAAACAGACAGAAGUAUCAAAAAGUCAAGAAGGCACCCAAAAAAUUCUCCGAACUACAAAUACAGGCUUAUCUUAAAACUGUUGCUUUCCGACGGGAGAUAGAUGAAGUGCAGAAAGCUGCAGCUGGAAGAGGGGUAGGUGGCAUCCAAACUUCAAGAAUAGCCUCUGAAGCUAACAGAGAAUUUAUUUUUUCAUCAUCAUUUACUGGGGACAAACAAGUGCUUGCAUCAGCUAAAGUAGGGAGUACAGCUGAUAACCAACAACAGCUGCCAUCAAGACAUCCUUCUUCAGCUUCCAGGGACGAAGGUAUAUCCUGCAGUGAAUCGAAUGCUGUAACAGGAUUGGCCCCUGAGGGAAGAGGAUCAGUUUUUGAUGAUGUCGAGACAUAUCUAGAUGAAAGAGGCCGUGUUCGUGUUAGUAAGGUCAGAGCUAUGGGGAUUCGUAUGACUCGUGAUUUACAAAGGAAUUUGGAUCUGAUGAGGGAGAUUGAGGAAGAGAGGGUAAAUACGAACGAUACAACAGAUGUGGAGACAAUGCUCAACAUAAAUAAAAUAGGUUCCUCAAAUAGUUUUUCUGAAAAUGGUGAGUUUGUAGAAACUGCACCUGACAAUGAUAGUGGAUUUGUAAACAAAGAGAGAAACAAGCAGUCCAUGUUUAAAAAUGAAAAUGUUAUACAGAUAUCAUUUGAAGACAAUGGUGAGAGCAAUUGUGUUGAUGAUGAUGAUGUUUUUGCUCGUCUAGCUGCAGGAAGUCCUGUAAAAGUCUUUUCUGUUGAUAGUACUCCUCCAAAGGAACAGCCUUUUGAUUCAGUUUCAGAUAGUGACUGGGAAGAAGGGAAUAUUGAAGAAAAAACUAACAGUCUUUCUAAUGAUGUUAAUGCAGAAACUAACCCUGCUCAUGAUCUUAAGAAGGGCAACACCAAUGGUGACAGUGACGUGGAAUGGGAAGAAGGACCGAGUGGUGCUCCUGAAAGUUACUCAGCAUGUUUUGCAGAAUCAGGAAAAACAGUUCCUAGAGGUCAUUUGGAAGAGGAGGCUAAUUUACAGGAGGCAAUAAGGAGAAGUCUCUUGGAUUUUGGUAGUGAGAAGUCUGAUGAUGAAAAUUCUAAAAAGUCUAGAGAAAUUGCUUCUGGUGUUGGAUUUCUUGAUGAAAAGAAUAAUAUGAGUGGGUCAAAUCUGUUGGGGGAGAAUGCCACUCAACAAGAUGAACCAGUUUGUGAAAUUCUUGAUGGAGCAAAUCUGGGUACUACAGGGGGAGUAAGUGACUCACAAGUUACUAAUGCGUUAGAGAGUCAGUUGAAGUCUGUAGUACAUAACCCUGAUAACAAGGAGACACGAGGUAAAUCAUGUGAAAAGCAACCCACUUCUCAUCCUGAACAAUCAACGCAAGACACAAGUGAGGGGAGGUCUUUGUAUGGAGAUGUGGCAUGUGCAGAAUCAGGUAAUACUUUGGGAAUCGAGGAGCGCCACUUUGUUCAAGGGCAAUGCUUUGAUGCUUCUAAUAAGGGCGGUGGGCUAUCUACCCUGACGAAAAGGUGUUCUGAAGAUAAUUCUCAUGGUUCUGAUGUAGUAUUUAGUGACAUGUCUGGUGCCAUUGUGGUUGAUGACAAGAAAAAUAAUUUUGAAGUUGAGUGUUCUGCUCUCCUUGAUGAUAAGGAAAGCGAAACAGUCGCUGAAUCCUCUGUUAUUAUCAGUGGUGAAAAAAAUGAUUGCAUAGCUGAAGCAUUGCAUCAGACAAGUUUGCCUAGUGAUCUGUCCAGCCCCAUGGUGGAUGCAUCUCUGAAUGAAUCAGUGUAUAAAAUCAAUUCUCAGCAAAAUUUGGCUGCAGAAAGAACCCCUGAUCAUGAAUUUAGUGGUGGAGAGCACAACAUAGGGAAGUCUGAAAUGAAGGAAAAUGAUAACAUGCAGGUGGAGUUCACAGAGGCUAAUUUGGAGGAAGAAAUGCUAAUCUUAGGUCAAGAAUGUAUGAACUUAGAAGAUGAGCAGAGAAAGCUUGAACGCAAUGCUGAAUCUGUUAGUAGUGAGAUGUUUGCAGAAUGCCAGGAACUGCUGCAAAUGUUUGGCCUACCCUAUGUUAUUGCUCCAAUGGAAGCGGAGGCUCAGUGUGCUUUUAUGGAGCUUGCGAAUCUUGUUGAUGGUGUUGUGACCGAUGAUUCUGAUGUGUUCUUGUUUGGAGCUCGAAGUGUUUACAAGAAUAUAUUUGAUGAUCGCAAAUACGUGGAGACAUAUUUCAUGCAGGACAUUGAAAAGGAGCUUGGUCUGACCAGGGAAAAACUUAUCCACAUGGCACUGCUUCUUGGGAGUGAUUAUACUGAAGGGAUUAGUGGAAUUGGUAUUGUCAAUGCCAUUGAGGUUGUAAAUGCAUUCCCUGAGGAAGAUGGCCUUCAUCAUUUUCGGGAGUGGAUUGAAUCACCGGAUCCGACCAUCCUUGGGAAGUUUGAUGUUCAAACUGGAUCAAAUUCAAGGAAAAGAGGGUCAAAAGUUGGUGAAAAUAGUAUGAGUUACACAAAAGGCAGCAUGGAAGGACUCUCUGAAGUUGGCCAAAAUGUUCUCCAAGCUGAUGAGAGCAAGCAGUCUGCAGAUAACAGCCAAGACAUAAAGAAGAUUUUCAUGGAUAAUCAUAGAAAUGUGAGCAAGAAUUGGCAUAUACCUUCCUCUUUCCCUAGUGAAGUUGUUAUUUCAGCAUAUACUUGUCCACAAGUGGAUAAAUCAACUGAGCCUUUAUCAUGGGGAAAGCCAGACCUUUUUGUUCUUCGCAAAUUUUGCUGGGAUAAGUUUGCAUGGGGAAGUCAGAAAACAGACGAGUUGCUCCUUCCUGUCUUGAAGGAGUAUGAGAAACGAGAGACUCAACUGAGACUAGAAGCAUUUUACACUUUCAAUGAAAGAUUCGCAAAAAUUCGUAGCAAGAGAAUUAAGAAAGCUGUUAAAGCAAUAACGGGAAACCAAUCCUUAGAGUUGAUGGGUGAUGCUGGGCAAGAAGUUCCUAAAAGUAGAAAGAAGAGAAGAGGGGAUCAUCCUAAAAAGGGAAAUAGUAUAUCAGAGAAAGAUUCAGAGGAAAGUGCACCUGGAGCUGAAAACAAUAUGGGAAAGUCAACUCCUAAGCAGUUGAAGAAAAUAAGGGUUACUAAUAAGUUUGUCUCAUCCGAAGUGGAAAAUCCAGAGUCGUUAUUAUGUGAUGAUGGUGGAAAAAAUUCCAAUAAAAUAUCACCUGGGAUUGGAAGAAGUAGAGGGAGGGGAAGAAAAAGGCUUUGUGCUGAAUUAACGGAAACCAGCUCUAGUGAUGGUGUUGGUGGCAAUUAUGUGAACAAAGUUAAUGCUGAGAAGCUAGAAGGGCAGCAUGAACUGCGAAGGUCAAAACGUUCAAGGAAGUCUGUGAAUUAUUGUAUGAAUGACCAAGAGAUUGGUGAUGUGGGCAAGAUAAGGAGUGAUGAAGAAUGCUCAAAUGAAGAGGCGGGAGAACAAUUUGAAGGUUAUGGCAUAGCUGGAGAUUCUUCGGCCGCCCCCAUUAGAAAGGAACAACAUAAAGCAGGUGAUUUUUUGCCGGAGGAGGGAUCUUCUAUGGACUAUCUUGAAAGAGGAGGUGGAUUUUGCAUUGGUGAAGGUGAAAUUGGUGAGCCAAGUGUGAGCCGGAAUGAGGAUACUUUUUCUGAGGCAGAAAUCUCCAGAGAUCACCUGACAAUGGGAGUUGGGUUUUGCUUAGAUGAAAGUGAGAGUUGAAGGUUAUCAUUGGCAUGCUUCCCUUUGCUUCAAUUUUGUAGAAAGAAGCAUACUGCAAUUAUGCUUUAGGCGAUUCAACUUGUGGCACCAGAGAACUAGUAUGGAAUCUGUAAUGGCUUGGAGGGGUAGACAUUUGAUGCUGAAGCGAAUAUGGGCAAACAAAUUGUCAUACCUCAUGAUGAUUUCAUCUCUAGGAUGGUGUGUCUCUGCAAGAAGAGAUAAUAUGAUGCUGAGAAUCCACUCUAGGAUAUGCGUUGAUAAAUGUACAAUGUCUGGCAUCCUGUUUGAAGUCCUGUAAAUGUUUUCCUUUUAUUUGAUGUCCGAUGUUAUUUAUGAUAACAUGUCACAAUGUACAGUCGAACAGAUUUCACUUGCUGUUAUAGGAGGAAAGCGUAAAUUCAAUUUAAUAUUUUCAA